Lactuca sativa (garden lettuce) is the source of this 258-nucleotide messenger RNA. RefSeq lists its product as uncharacterized. Gene Ontology annotation, cellular component: RNA polymerase III complex. Lineage: Eukaryota; Viridiplantae; Streptophyta; Magnoliopsida; Asterales; Asteraceae. Gene Ontology annotation, molecular function: zinc ion binding; nucleic acid binding. Gene Ontology annotation, biological process: DNA-templated transcription; termination of RNA polymerase III transcription. The record is from RefSeq and is a predicted model, not a curated record.
AUGGAAUUCUGCCCGACUUAUGGGAUGUUGUUGAAGUAUGAGUUGCCAAAUUUGCAUCUUCCUGCUAGAUUUUUCUGCCCCACAUGUCCAUAUGUUGGCCAAAUAGAGCAGAAGGUCGGAUCAAAAGAAAGCAAUGUUUGCCCGGAUUGUGGUCACAACAAGGUUGCAUACAUCAAGUUUCAAACAAAGCCAGCUAAUGAACCCCUGACAAUAAACUUCACCUGUGAGAAAUGUGGGAAAUGUUGGCGUGAGGACUAA